This is a messenger RNA of Acipenser ruthenus (sterlet), 2344 nucleotides long. RefSeq names its product kazal-type serine protease inhibitor domain-containing protein 1-like. Gene Ontology annotation, biological process: regulation of signal transduction; regulation of cell growth. Lineage: Eukaryota; Metazoa; Chordata; Actinopteri; Acipenseriformes; Acipenseridae. The coding region runs from base 483 to 1388 and encodes 301 amino acids. The transcript has 5 exons. Gene Ontology annotation, molecular function: insulin-like growth factor binding. The record is from RefSeq and is a predicted model, not a curated record. Gene Ontology annotation, cellular component: extracellular region.
CAAAAGAGAAGAGAGAAAAGAGGUGAUUGAAAGAUAACAAUUGAGAGGGUGUGUGAAGGAUGGAAACAAAGAAAGCAAGAGAAUGGGUUAAGGAGUGAUAGAGAAAACAAAUAAAAAAGGAAAGAGGGAGUGAGAGAGAGACAGGAGUAGCGAGAGGGAGAGGCUGACUAGGGAAUCAAAUUUCAUUCUGACAUCACACGUCUUCAUUGAGAGAAGGCUGAGAGUGGGAAUCCUACUGCAAGGCACUGCUAACACACAGAGUAGCGUUUCUGUUCAUUAAACAGAAUAGCUCCCUACAGGAGACGGACCUACUUGUCACAGAAACUGCAGCACUUCACAGCAGUUUAAACGGGUCAGCUGGGACAAGAAUACUGAAGAUUUACUGACCAGGGUAUUGCAAAAGGUGCCAACAAGAAGAUAAAAAGUCUGGCUGUGAAGUGAUGGGUUUUUCUAUGAGAAGAGGACCAAACAGCUAAUUGGAAAUGCGAUGCUUGGUGGGCCAAGCCUUCUGCUCUGGAGCGCUGGUUCUGCUGUAUCUGAGCUUGUUCUCCUUGCAACCAAUCUCAACAGCUCCUGGAAGCCCGGAUUACCUGCAACGUGGCUGGAAGAGGCUGCUGGAGGAAGGGGAGAGCUGUGCUGACUGCCAGCCAGACGACUGCCCAGCUCCAAGAGGAUGUUUGUCGGGGGUGGUGAUAGACCACUGUGACUGCUGCUGGGAGUGCGCCAAUCUGGAGGGGCAGAUCUGUGACUUGGACAACACCAACCACUUCUAUGGGAAGUGUGGGGAGAACCUGGAGUGCAGGCUGGACCUUGGAGACCUGUGGGAAGGGGAGGUCCCAGAGCCUCAGUGCACCUGCGUCUCCAAUAAGGCAGUCUGUGGCUCUGAUGGCAAGACCUACCCACAGAUCUGCAAAUUCCAAGAGGCAGCCAAUGCCCAGCCUCGUGCCAACCUGACAGUGUCCCACGAGGGUCCGUGUGAAGCAGCUCCCCACAUCAUCUCACCACCCUAUGACAUAUGGAACCUGACUGGGAGGGAUGUCAUUUUUGGCUGCGAGGUCUUUGCCUACCCCAUGGCUUCCAUUGAGUGGAGAAAGGAUGGGACAGAAAUGUUUCUGCCUGGAGAUGACCCGCAUAUAUCUGUUCAGUUUAGGGGCGGUCCCCAGAAGUAUGAGGUGUCAGGCUGGCUGCAGAUCCAGCAAAUUCGGCUGACGGAUGAGGGAACUUACCACUGCUAUGCGAAGAACCGACAUGGGGAAGUGGCAGCGAAGGCCAGUUUAACUGUUAUCCCGCCAGACCAGAUGAAUCUGACUGCACUUCACCUGCUUAGAUUACCCCAUCACCAAGAGGAAGACUACUCCGACGCUGAGGACUUUGAUGACUAUUAUUAAACCAGCCUCACAGAAAUCUGUCUCGGACUACUCAGGUUGAAUCCUAUCAGGAAAAACUAUUCAUUUUGGUCCUCAUUCUAGAGCAGGAGUGAGCAAUCGAUUUCACUUUUCUAGUUACAUGGUCCUGGUGUUCCCUUCUAAACCCAAUAUUGCAAUUUUUUUGCGAGUACGGUCCUGUCUCUGCCACGUCCUGCCAAUUAGAAUUGGGCAGCAGUGUGGAGUAGUGGUCAGGGCUCUGGACUCUUGACCGGAGGGUCGUGGGUUCAAUCCCAGUUAGGGGACACUGCUGCUGUACCCUUGAGCAAGGUACUUUACCUAGAUUGCUCCAGUAAAAACCCAACUGUAUAAAUGGGGAAUUGUAUGUAAAAAUAAUGUGAUAUCUUGUAACAAUUGUAAGUCGCCCUGGAUAAGGGCGACUGCUAAGAAAUACAUAAUAAUUGUUUCUGAAGGUGCUUCCUAUUACAUUAUUGUAUUAACAAGAUGAGGUCUGUAAAAAAAAUAACUUGUAACAUUCCAUUUUUUUCUUCAGACAUGAUUAGUUACAUGUGCCAUGUUGAGUGAUCUUGGUGUGAUUUAUCAUGUAUGGUAGCUAAACUUGAAUUUUUAAAUUAUUCAAAGACUGGACAAUUUGUUUUGCUUGUUAUUGUAUUUCAAUGCAAAUCUAGGCUGAAACUGUCUCUGUAUGAUUUCCUCUGUCUGCCUAAAGCUUUUUUUUUUUCAGUGUUACCAGAAGUGGACAUAGUAUUUCUGUGCUGUUUGCUCCAGUUUUGUUUAACAUAUUUAUUGUUUUCUUGGUAUGUUCCUGUCUUUCAGAUAUGACAUAACAGCAUGGUCAGUUGUUGAUUCUACUAUUCCCAAUAUUUUUAUUAAAAUAAAUUUGUAUAUGUAUUUCAAAUUAUAUUAUUUAUGUACUGUGCAUAUUCAUUCUUAUUUUAAUAAAACAUAAGUGUACUGAU